AUGUUUAGACGUAAAUUAUUGGCUUUAGAAUAUCAACGACCAGAUGAUUUCAACAUUGACGAUGAAACAGAGUUCAGAAAUAUGGUUGUGUGGUUGGAAGACCAAAAAAUUCGUCAUUACAAAAUCGAAGAUCGAGUCGCUUUGAGAAAUGUGGCAGAUACUAAAGUCUGGGAAAAUGGCGUAGCACAAUAUUUGAAAGAUGUGAACAGUCCUUAUUCUUUUGGUUCAAGUCAAGAGGAGAAACUAGCCGUUGUUGAUUGGUUGUUGGGUUAUGCAGUGAGGUUAGAACAUGGGGACAAUCUGGACAAAUAUAAACAAGUUACCCCUGAAAGUGUCCAAGCCAAAGCUCGCAAACCAGCUGGGUCUUCGAACAAUCCUUUAGAUAGACUAGAUUUUAAUGAUCCAGAUUUUAAAGCAGGAGUGACCUCCCUUUCUAUGCUACUUAAAGUGCCGCCCCAUAGUGAUCAUUUAGUCCAGUUAAAAGCGAUCAGUUUGCUAAUUCAAGAUCGCAUGGCAAGUAUCAAAAAUAACCAAAACCCACCAAAGAAGGACGAAGCUAUACCACUCGCUCAAACUGUUUUAGGAUUCGAAACAAAAGACUAUAUCAUCAACGAAGCUGCUAAAAUAAUUAGACUUCUGCAUAUUAAAGAGUUACGAGACUUGCAAAAUAAUAUCAACUCUGCCAUUGUUAGUGUUCAAGCUAUUACUGCAGAUCCGAAAACUGAUCAAAAAUUAGGAAAAGUAGGACGUGGAUGA
Lottia gigantea (owl limpet) is the source of this 756-nucleotide messenger RNA. RefSeq lists its product as hypothetical. NCBI's taxonomy places the organism in Eukaryota, Metazoa, Mollusca, Gastropoda, Lottiidae. Gene Ontology annotation, biological process: tRNA splicing, via endonucleolytic cleavage and ligation. Gene Ontology annotation, cellular component: tRNA-splicing ligase complex. The coding region runs from base 1 to 756 and encodes 251 amino acids. Gene Ontology annotation, molecular function: RNA binding. The record is from RefSeq and is a predicted model, not a curated record. The transcript has a single exon.